Messenger RNA from Cylas formicarius (sweet potato weevil), 664 nucleotides. RefSeq lists its product as uncharacterized. The record is from RefSeq and is a predicted model, not a curated record. NCBI's taxonomy places the organism in Eukaryota, Metazoa, Arthropoda, Insecta, Coleoptera, Brentidae. Bases 48 to 452 code for a protein of 134 amino acids. The transcript is spliced from 2 exons.
UCCUAAAUAUUCAACGGUUUAUUCCGAAAAUUUUCCCUUCAGAAGCGAUGACUUCGAUUCGAGUUGUCGCGGUAGUGAUAUCUUGUGUAGUUCUUUUGGAAGUGACAUCUUGCACUUAUCCAAUAUACUCGGGACCUGCUCCAGAUUGCUACAACCCUAAGAUCGCCCUAUUUCACAAAUACCCACUCAUCUUCAAAAUCAAACAGAGAUUGUGCAAGAAAAUAUGUCAACCACUGGCUGGUAUCCCACUCUGCCCGCCGUCGGAGGGAGGAGUGUGCAUCAGGCCGAAGAAAAACCUCGUGUACAGCGUUCCUCCGGCAGUACCAUGCGCCCCCUACAGUGUUCCAGCACCGGUGGCGCCUUAUUACCCGAAUUACGCGGUUCCUCCAACAUACGUUCCGGCCCCAGCACCAUGUGAAGUCUUGCAACCCGCUUUCGCGACGUGCGCUUAGAAAUCGAUUAAGUGUUUAUUUAUUAACUUAACUCAAUGUAAAAAUUGUGCAGCUAUAUAUGUAUACAUAAUUUCUAGAAACAAUUGACAGCUUAGCAAACCAGGAUAUUUUCAAAUUUAAUGAGCUGGCGUAAAAAAUUUCAAACAAAUUCGGCAGUAAAGUAUGGAAUAGCGUCGUUGUUUUCAUAUGAGUUUCAUGUUUGCGUAACAAUG